This is a messenger RNA of Syngnathus typhle (broad-nosed pipefish), 13490 nucleotides long. RefSeq lists its product as uncharacterized. The record is from RefSeq and is a predicted model, not a curated record. Lineage: Eukaryota; Metazoa; Chordata; Actinopteri; Syngnathiformes; Syngnathidae. Gene Ontology annotation, molecular function: RNA-DNA hybrid ribonuclease activity; nucleic acid binding. Bases 8703 to 10508 code for a protein of 601 amino acids. The transcript has 2 exons.
CUGGUUACAGAGGCGUUGCUACACCAAAGGGAGGGAAGAUUGUGUCUGUAGCAACGUUGAUUAGCUAAGUAUGUAAGUAAAAUGUAGGGUAACUGGUAUGCAGUUCCUUAAACAAACAUUGAGUAAAUAUAGGAUAACUUGUACGCAACUACUUCAAACUGUGUUUAACACUUAACAAAGAAAAACAGUUCUGAUCAACAACAAUCUAUGAACCAAACCUACAGUUAACUAAAAUGAAUGAAGUUUCUUUCAACCAAAUAAGAAAAUUUCGCCUAUGCAAAUAAGCUCUGCUCAUUGUUAGUAAAGGCCUCCUACAGGAACAAAAACACACAGAUAACAUAAGGACAGGAAGGAUACAUAUGGCUGACAGGGAUCAAAAGACAUCCCUGUCACUAAAGAGAAAGAACCUAGAUAAAAGGAAAGCCAUAAACUUGUAAAUGACAAGGCUUUACUUAAAUUAUUCCAACAUUUCCCUCCUGUUUAUCACAUAUUUGCUCAAUUUUUACAUCACCAAAAACAACCACUUCUCUCGAUUUUCAGUUGUCGGAUCACAAGUAUGCGCACAAAUAUUUCCACCAAAGAGAUAAAUGUUGCGACAUCAUCAUUCGGAAACACAGAUCUGGGAAAAACCCUGUAAACUCAAGUGCAAAAAUUGCAUCAUCAUCAUCGUUAUCAUCAACAUGCUGCCGUUCAGACAUUAGGCAUACCCGGGCCAUCUCGUCUUCCAUGGGCGAUAUUGCUGUAGUGAUGAGACGGUUGAACAGAGCACGGAGACACGGAAUACAACAACAUCCACACAAGAUGAGUAUAGCAGUAAUUGAGGACACAAUGACUUUAUACUUCCCAAAAGCAGUCAUCCACUUGUUGUGCUCUUUCAUCCUCGUGUUGAGGGAUUGCAAGCUUGCAAUCACCUUCGUCAGGCUCCCAUCAGGGGCGGUGUCAUUCUGGAUGAAGGUGCAGCAUUGUUCCCUGAACAUUGCGGUUCUGGAUUGACAUUAGGGAAGGCGUGGCUAGCUGUUUGUGCACUGCCUCAAGUCCCGCUUGUGUCAGUUUGCCCAAUUUCUGCAUGUUGCAAUGGAUGUAAUUUAUCCUGUCAACAUUCUUGUUCAUCGUCCACCAGCAGCAAAUGGAGGACUCCCAUCCCGCUUCAAUUUGGUCAAUUAAUUCUUAUUAAUCAGGAACUCCUCUGGGGACUUUAAUUGCAUCAAUUUCAGUCAGAUCAUCGCCGCCUCUCAAAUUUAUAGAUAUUAUGUUUUUGUUUUUUCCAGCUUUUUCCCAGAUCUUGGCAUGUCGGUACAUAUACAAUUUUGGUUGACUACAUUCUCUAAAAGCAAUGGUUUCUUUUCUUUUUUUUUUCUUCAACGGAUAUUAUAUAGAACACUCUGUCGCACAUUUCACAAUCAGUAGACGUGACAGAUUUCACACAAUCUUUUAUCAAUGGCAACGGUACAACAUUAAAGAUUAAAGUCCCAAUGAUCGUCACACACACACCUCGGUGUGGUGAAAUUUGUCCUCUGCAUUUGACCCAUCCCCGUGUGGUUUUAAUUCAUCCCCUGGGGGAGAGGGGAGCAGUGAACAGCAGCGGUGCCGCGCUCGGGAAUCAGUUGGUGAUCUAACCCCCCAAUUCCGACCCUUAAUGCUGAGUGCCAAGCAGGGAGGCAAUGGGUCCCAUUUUUACAGUCUUUGGUAUGACCCGGCCGGGGUUUGAACCCACAACCUUCCAGUCUCAGGGCGGACACUCUUCCACUAGGCCACUGAGCUGGUCAGUGAACAUAAAGAAUUGGUCGUGAACCCAUACACAUGACAUUCAUUAUUUUUCCUGUCUUUGCAGCUUGUUUUGCCAUUGGCAAUCAAUUGUUUAUUUUACCAGUUACUCUUAUAGUCACCUAAAAUAAACUAUCCACAUUCAUUUUAGAGAUAGUGAUUCCAUCCUUUAACAUCUACAGCAGUCGUUGACAAGGUAUUAUUUCUUUACAUAACGUUUUUGCCACUGUUAAGGCAUUCAGUGUUUAUUUUGAAGCCAAUUCAAUCCAUUUUUAGAAUGCAUCUAUUAUGACCAGGCAUUAUAACUCUGUGGAUUGUGUUUAGCACAUGUUAAACAAGCUCUACAAUUUUUUUUUUUUAUAAACGUUUUGAAUAUGAAUCAAAUUCAUAUGUUGUAUAAAGCUUCCAUCCCCCCUGUUGAGCCAGGUGUCAACGGCACGUGACAACACCAUGGCUCAAUACAGCUGCCCAUUUGUAUCGUUUCCUUUCCUUUCUCAACGUAACAACCCAAUCCACCUAUCAAAUAAAAAAAAUAAAAAAAAUAACUGCUGGUAAAGUAAUAUAAUAGUUAACUGUUGUAGUUUCAUAACUUUAACUAACUCAAUCGCUCUCUUAUUCUCAAAUUUUAAAUUUAGCUUUGAAAUGUCGGUAUUUCAUAAUUGUACAUCAUCCAAUUCCAGAAAGCAAGUUCUUUCCAUCUCUCAAAUUUUGUCUAACCAAGGCUAGGCAUUAAAGGAGCGUGGACCAGUUUCUGCCCAUAAACAAAUUGCUCGCUUUUUUAUUUUUCCUUCCUAUCUUAACAAAAUCGGUUUUGUUUUGCGGUGCAAAUCAGAUAAAUACUAUCCAUCCAUCCAUCCAUUUUCUGUACCGCUUAGUCCCCACUGGGGUCGCGGGCGUGCUGGAGCCUAUCCCAGCCAUCAUCGGGCAGUAGGCGGGGGACACCCUGAACCGGUUGCCAGCCAAUCGCAGGGCACACAGAGACAAACAACCAUUUGCACUCGCACUCACACCUAGGGACAAUUUGGAGUGUUCAAUCGGCCUACCAAGCAUGUUUUUGGGAUGUGGGAGGAAACCGGAGUGCCCGGAGAAAACCCACGCGGGCCCGGGGAGAACAUGAGAUAAAUACUACAGAUAAAUAAAUUCUUUAGUGCACCUAUAUUAGCAAAUUUCAUCCUUUUAACACAUAACACAACACACAGACAACACAAAAAGAGCAGAGACACAGCUCACAAACAAUACCAACAAACUACGCUGCGCAAACGCCAUACUUUUUUUUGACGUUUUGGUUGUACUUUUUCCCUUUUCUUUUCUUUUUUUUUCUUUCCUCAGUGCCUUUUAUCCUUCGUGCAACUAUUGUCACACCUUCCCUAGGCAUCACCCUGCUUCAAUAUUACUUGCUACCACGCCCUCAGCACACCCCUGGAGUGGGUACGACCCCACUCCGCGCGCAGCCACAGCAAGGGAAGCAAGAGGGGGGGGCCCGGCAUUUUCAUACUGAUUUAUCCCAGCCUGGCCAGUACUGGGCCAAUCAAUGCCGUCGUCCCCCACUUGCGCCAACCCAGCAAACAGCUACCCGCAGAGUCCAGAGCCCCACACCUACAUCAGUCUCCCCCACAAUCAAAUUACAAUAUCAAUCACCACAGGAGCCGGCUCCUACACCCUUUUCACACCACAAUACCACACUACCCCCUCCACAGUCCAGUCUAAGUGGAGACCAUGGAAGGCAGGUAGGCACAGGUGAGACACCGAAGGAGCAAGCUCCAGCAGUCCUCCCACUAACCAAUUACAACAAACAACAAAAGCACAAAUCACUUAUGUAUUUUUGGGAGGAUCACAACAGCCAGACGUUACAAAUGACAAACCACAAGAGUCUUGUGACAAGACGCAGGUCGUGGAACCACAUCAACGACCGCCAAACGCAAAUGCCGGGUCAAGGACUGUUCUUCGUCUGUUGUUUGCAACUCUCGUCAAAAGCAACCGUUAUUUUUCUUUUGUUUGUAUUUGUUUCUUUUUUUUUCCUUUCUAGCAUCUAACUUACUCAAAAUCAUUCUUCCUUCAAAGUCGCUCAACUACUUGUCCAUAGCAGUCUCCAACAACUUCAACCAUUCAACCUGUAUUUUCCCUUCAGUCGGGCAUUCAGUCAUCAAUACUCAUUUGCAUCUCACACAGCCUCCAAAAAGGAGUCUUUCUAUCACAUUGGUCCCAAUUCAUCCAAGCUCUCCACCCAACAUUCAUAUACCAUUUUCAACUCAAGGUUCCUGAUAGAAGAAUCCACCAAUCCAAAAAACUCCACACAAAAAAAACUGCUUGCAAAUUAAUCAGAAUUUUCUCCUUGAUUUCAAAUUCAAAGAACUCAAUCUCUCAGAUUCAGCUUGCAUAUAGAAGUCUGUAUAAUCUUACAACACAACCAAUCAAUAAUUUCCAUUAAAUGUAGCAUACAAUGUCUCUGUAUUAGCAUGAGCGGUCAAAAAGGGUGGGGAAGCUUGACAUGUUGAAAAUUUGGCUUUUCCUCUGCCUCUUCCUCCACCCUUUGAUUGGUAUUGUUUUACACGACGACACACUCUCGCCAAGUGGCCCCGUCUCCCACAGUUCCAACAGUCCAAAUUUGAGCUGGAGUUUGAAUUGAAUGGCGGCCUGCGGCGUUGUUGGUCUCUGACUUCCUCUGCCCUUUUGGGAACUUCGGAAGAAGACCGUUGUAGCUUCAUCUAUAUCAUUACCAUCAUCUAGAUGAAAUACAUCAGAACAUUUGCCUUUCUCAAUCGUCACAACGCAAGCAGUGCCUGCUUCCACCAAGUGUUUCCUCACCCAGUUGCCUAAGUCGGGGGGUGAAACAGUGAGGAGCACAUUUCUAAGAUGUUGCUGAUAAGCACUCUCAGCUGCAUCAUCGAAUGGGAUGCCACUGUGCACCCAGAAUUCUUUUCCAAAUCUUAAUUGAAUGGUGGUCUUAUCACUUUUAAUCUUUCCAUUUUUUGUCUCUUGAAUUUGUUCUCUUCUCUCUUGUGAAGCUUUCAACCACAUUCUAGCACAAUUCAACUCUCUCUCUUUCCUUUUCUUUUUCUGUCCCUUUGUCAUCCUAUCUACACUCUCCUCCAAAAUAUCAACCACUAUCUUCCACACUUCAACUUUCAACUUCCCUUCUACUCCAUACUUUUUCUUCCACUUCGGCAUGUAUUGCAUACAAUUAAGACAUUUACUCGCCAUGAACUUCUCAUCCUCUUCAAGAGCUAGAGAUCUACCGUUCCUAUUUCCCAUCUUAAUUUGGUAUUUUAGGUUUGUUAGAUAAAUUGUAUAUAUAUGUUAUCAUGCGUUCCCUAAUGAGUACUUAUUAAUAAGUUAUUGCGCAGAAUGCUUGCUGUUUCGCCUUGCAGACGUCCACCAGUCCACAACAAGUCAUACGAUGCUGUCUGGGGCUUCCUGACCUUCUACACCUCUGGGAAUCCAAGAAAGUUGCUGAUAGCUCAAUCUACUCUGUUGAUGUCUGCACAUGGCAUUCUGUCCUUGCACUCCUUUCCCAUGGCGUCCUGUCUGUAACUACUUGUUUCACAUAGAAUACUUGUUUAUGUCCUUGCGCUCCUUUAUUUUCUCAUGAGACUAGGCCAUGCUUUCCCCCCCACCUGUUAGGGGCUGGUCUCACAUUGUAGGUAGGGCAUCCCGAAAUAAAAAGAGCGAGGGGUGUGACAGAUCUUUAGUGUUUUCUGGACUGCUGUAAGUCUGGUUGCACUCCUCGCGAGAAAAGACUCAACAUUCUGCCUCACUGGUUUUGUCUGCUGAUCCUUUUGCUGAUUUUGAACCUGACAGAUUUUUGGGGGCUCGUCCGGGAUCUCAAUAGACCUACUUCGGGUUCCGGCUGACUUUUCGACGCAGGACAAGUCCUUGGCCAAGGCAUAGAAAGGAAACCCUUUUCACGGGGCUGUCUCGAUCAGUCAGCUGGACGCCGGAGUGGUUGACGAGAUCGUCCGAGGGAAAGGCCCAGCGGACUGUGAGUAUGAAUGUUGAUUCUGUUGAAAGGAAUGGAAGUGUAGUGGCAAGAGGUCACUUGAAACCUUGACAAUUCUAGACCCUAUCAAGUGCAUAUUUAGAGACAGUUAAAUUCUGUAUGGGAUGCUGGAGUCCCCUGACGUAAACGUCAGUUAAAUUCCACAGGAGGGCAGACUCCUCUGUUUUCUAAAGAAAUAAAGAAGUACAGGUAGUUGGAGCAGUUAAAUCCCGCUGAGGUGUGGUGGGGCCUCCUCACUAACCUUCCUACUGUGUUAGUUUUCUGCUGCCAUCUGUGGUGGGUUUUCCUUAUCCCUUGUUUAGCUGGUUUGGCUUCUUUCUCCGUGAAAAGAUAGGUUUUAUAUUUACUUUGGGAAAAAGGUAAAGAUAAGUUUUCCUUACACAAUAGGAAGGUUAAAGAGUUGUUAAAAUCCACUGGAGGGCGGGCUCCCCUGCUUGCCUGUGAGACGAUAGGAAUGCGCAUUGUGUGUGUGUGUGCGUGUGUAUGGUUUGACUGAGAGUGACCUCAUUUGAGCUCUGAUUUGAGGUUUGAGUCCUCUGUAUAAACACGCAGGAGUGUAAACAGUGGCUUUGUGUGGACGAAAGCAAGGAUUCUCCGUUUCCUCCGGAGACCCACCACACAUCGAACAUUUAUCCACUGUCCUGUGAACUAAAUUGGCUUUAGGACACUGCGGGUGCCAUUCAAAUUGCCAAAUCCGUAAACUAAACAAAUAAAUCAUGGGGACAGCAAAUAGCAAGCAAAAGCCGCUGCCCCGACAUGAAUUGAAAUGCAAAGAUUGGACAUUGAUGGAAGAAGUUGACCCCGAAAAUGUAAAAUAUCUUGACAAAUGGAUAACCGAUUACAAAUUUGACGGUCAGCUGAAAACAAAUUCGUUGAAUAACCUAAAGCAAUCGAUUGAUGCUAGAUGUGGUGUAAAGAGGAAUAACGUCGGAUAUCAUCUAAUAGUAAAAUGGGAAUUGGAGGCUGAGAAGAGAAAAUGUGGGCAGAUAAGAGAAAGACUGAGAGAUAAGGAAGACGGAGGAAAGAUAAAAAAGAACUUGUUGUUGCACAGGCAGGAGGAUGAUGAGACAGUGUCAGCGCGGGCUCGCUUGAAGGCCAAAGCUGACGAUGCGAUGAAUGAGGAUGAAAAAAAAAUGAUCAAUCUAUAAAGACGGAGAUUGCAGCACGCCAAAGUGAACCAAUUUUCCCGUCUCUGUACCCCAAAUUACCAAGCACAAAUCAUCCUCCUGAGUAUGGUGCUUCUGCUCGUGGUGUGUUGACGCGGAGCCGUGCUCGUGGUGUGUUGACGCGGGGCCGUGCUAAGUUGGUUCCUUCGGCUGACGCAGACGCAUACCCGAUGAUUGAAGUGGCAAAUCCUCAUGAUGAGGGAGGACCCACAAUUUUAGUAUACAGAACAUGGACCCACGCUGAUAUAAAAUCAGCAAUUGAGGGUAUAGCGUUGCCCACUGAAGAUGUUGAUCAAUAUUGUACCGACAUGAGACAACUCAUUGCUUCAUACAAUUUGAGAGGCGAUGAAGUACAACAGGUUUUUAUGGCAUCUUUAACCAAACAUUGGGCAAGCGUUAAAGGCACCUGGGAUCCCUUUGAUUCCCGGGGCCGUCCAUUGGAAUGUAACGGGGUGCCAUUACAAAGAGAAAUUGACCAACUAUUGGGCAGGAUCAAAAUAAAAUUUGAACGUAGAGCAAAUUACACAGACAUUGGCCGAACCAAACAAAAAGAAGAUGAGUUGUUUGAAGACUUUAGGCACAGACUCGAGAGAGUGUUCAAGGCCAAUAGUGGCUUGGAGCAUGGAUCUGAUGUUUAUGACCAACAACUCAAAAACGCUCUACAUGCAAAUUCGCGACCAGCAAUCCAGAGCUGGAUCACUAAACAUAUGAUCACUUUCCCGACAUCUACCUUGCCACAGUUCAUUGAUCAUGCUAUACACGCCGAAAAAGUUGUCAAUGCAAAAAAAAGCAAAAGAGAAGGGGAAAAUGGGCACCGUGUUUUUUGUUAAAGGAUCAUCACUAUUAAUUUGCUAGGUAGAGACGCUCUCACUGCCCUUGGGCUUUCCCUUGUGUCUCUUAAUGGUCAAAUUGCUGUCAAAAGGCGACACCAGUUACAGAUAUUUGGCCAAUUUCACUGCUACUAUUUUUAUUCAUUGGAUUUGGCUGACGCAGAAGUGAUGGAAUUUGGUUCCCCUCUUUUGGCCCGUGUGGCCACCCUUUUGCGCUGCCCUGAACAAGCAAUGGAAGCCAAUCAACUACACAUAACUAUGUGGCAUAAAGACACACCGGGUCCUGAUCACAACUACGAGAACAUGCUUGAGGCUGCUACACCUGCCACCUUGACAACUUCUUUCCUUCUGCACGAUGGUGAGAGCCGUGCUUGUGUAGUCAUACAAGCGGCUCCCCCUGCUGUGCAGAAGUUACACGUGUCUCCCACUCCGCUCCACAUCUCUCUCUACAGGCCUCACACCGCAGCCUGGCAGAGUUUAGGAUUUAUGGCUGGUGAUGCCUUGGCAGCUUCUGACUGGACUCAGGUUAAUCCUGACUCCUUUUACAGUCCUUCCACCAAGCUCUUCAAACAAAAUAUGACUAAAGCCUUGUCAUUCAUUAGUGGAAUCCACGCUGAUCCUGGUGUUGAGCAAACACCCUCAUCUUGAGAUUAUGUGUUGACGUCCGAUGACGAGCACAUCCUCGCUGAGGUCCCAAGUCAUCUUUGGUCUGCGGGUCCUUCUGACGUUGGUUUAGUGAAAGGUGCGCUUCCUGUUGUCAUAAGACCUAAAACUGAAUACCGCCCUUGUGUGAGGCAGUAUCCUUUAAAACCUGAUGCCUUACAGGGUAUAGCACCUGUUAUUUCUGAUUUAUUAAAAGCAGGUGUCAUCGUUCCUUGCCCGGAUUCUCCUUGCAAUACCCCAAUUUUCCCUGUAAAGAAGGCACCCCCUUCUGUGGGGUGGAGAAUGGUGCAAGACUUGCAAGCUGUAAACAAUGCUGUUAUUCAGAGAGCACCUUGUGUCCCUGACCCGCAUACUUUGUUGAAUUCAUUGACACCUGAUGCGAAAAUCUUCACAGUGAUUGACAUUAGCAAUGCUUUUUUCUCUGUCCCUAUUGCAAAAGAGAGUCAGUUUUGGUUUGCGUUUACAUAUGCUGGCUCAAGGUACACCUUUUCAAGGUUACCACAAGGGUACUGUGAAAGCCCGACAAUUUACUCCCAGGUGAUGGCAGCCAGCAUGGCUAAAUUUGUCCCGCCAAUGGGAAGUCAGAUCUUGCUUUAUGUUGAUGACAUUUUGAUAGCAUCUCCUGAUUUUGCCUCUUGCCAAAAAGACACGCUUGCAGUGCUGCAUCACUUGGCAAGUGAAGGCCACAAGGUCAGCAAGAACAAGCUUCAACUGUGGUCUGCUGAAAUUAAGUAUCUAGGCCACAAUCUAAGUUCCCAAGGUCGAUCCAUAAUUGAAAGCAGAAAAGCCUCUAUUUUACAAGCUCCUAAGCCACUAACAAAGAAGCAAAUGAUGUCUUUUUUGGGUCUCACAGGUUAUUGUAGAAACUGGAUACUUGAUUAUGCCCAAAUUGUUGCUCCUCUGUCCAAAUUGAUGUAUGUGGAAGACAUCUCAAUGUCCGCUCACUUAAAAUGGACUCCUGAAGCCGAGGAUGCUUUUGUUUUGAUCAAACAGGCUUUGGUCUCCAGCUCCACUCUAGCCUUACCCAACUAUGAUAAGGUGUUUGUCCAGACUGUUGACUGCAAAGGUCAUUACAUGACCUCUGUUUUGCUCCAAUCACAUGGCUCAAAAUUGCGUCCUAUUGCUUUUUAUUCCUCUAAACUGGACAGUGUUGCAUGUGCUCUCCCACCAUGCGUGAGGGCCGUGGUGGCAGCCUCCAUGGCUGUGGAGAGCAGUGCUGGUGUUGUGUUAUUUCAUCCUUUAACACUGAAAGUUCCUCAUGCUGUCUCGGCUCUUCUGCUACAGACUAAUAUGACCUUUCUGUCGCCUGCGCGUCAUCUUUCUUGCAUGGCUACGUUGCUGUCUCAGCCGCAUCUGACCGUUGAAAGAUGCACGACACUCAAUCCUGCCACUCUCAUUCCCCUUCCUGACGAUGGCGAAUUCCAUGAUUGUGUCGAUGCUGCCCAACAGAUUGCAAAGGCUCGGCCUGAUUUGGAAGAUACGCCUCUGCCAGAUGGUCAUGUGGUUUUUGUUGAUGGGUCUUCUAAGAAGAAUGAGUCUGGUGUGACCCUUACUGGGUAUGCCAUUGUUACUGCCGACGUGGUUUUGGAGGCUGCUAAACUGCCAUCCAAUAUGUCGGCACAGGCCGCUGAGCUCAUUGCUUUGACUGGGGCCUGCAAAUUGUUUGCAAACAAGUCCGUCACUAUCUGGACUGAUAGUCAGUAUGCUUUUGCUACAGUGCAUGUUUUUGCUCAGCAGUGGAGCAACCGUGGCAUGAUAACUUCUACAGGGAAGCCCGUCUCCCAUUCCGCUAUACUAACUCAACUUUUGGAUGCUGUCCAGCUGCCUUUGAAGGUAGCGGUUUGCAAGUGUGCUGCUCACACUGCGGGCUCUGAUCCUGUUUCUCUCGGUAAUGCUUUUGCUGACAAAUCCGCUAAGGCCGCUGCGGAAGGCCUGCUUCAUGUCCUCUCGUCUCUCACGGCUCAUGAUUCAAUGUCACACAUCUCCCCUGAUGUGUUGCUUGACAUGCAGUCUCAGAGCCCCUCCCAGGAACGACUCUCUUGGGAAAAGCGGGGUGCAACUAAAAACACCGAUGGUCUUUUUGUGUGACCUUUGGGCAAACCUGUCUUGCCUCGUAGCUUGUUCAAAUGGGCUGCUAUUUCAAGUCACGGGGUCACCCAUGUCUCGGCGGGAGGUAUGGUGAAACAAGUCGAGGCUAUUUAUACAACAUACGGCUUUGCCGCUUUUUCACAACGAUUUUGCAGAGCGUGUUUGAUCUGUGCUAAACAUAACCCACAAGGCAAUUUAAGACCUCAGAGAGGGAAAUUCCCGACUCCAUUGUGCCCGUUUCAGACAAUACAUAUGGAUUAUAUCCAAUUACAUAAAUGUGAAGGGAAAGAAUAUUGAUUGGUCAUAAUAGACGCAUUUUCUAAAUGGGUAGAAAUAUUUCCUACCAAACAUGCAGAUGCACUCACAGUGGCAAAAGCCUUAUGCAAAGACAUCAUUCCAAGGUACGGUAUUCCAGAAACAAUUUAUAGCGACAAUGGUCCACAUUUUGUAAAUCAAAUAGUGCAUAACAUUGGGAGAAUGUUCCACAUAGAUGUAAAGAACCAUUGUUCAUACAGACCGCAAUCCGCUGGCCUGGUUGAGAGAGCGAACCAGUCUAUAAAAAACAGAUUAAAGAAAUGUAUGGAAGAAACAAAACGACCGUGGACUCAGUGUUUAGACCUGGUUAAAAUGUACAUAAAUAUUACAAGUACAACAGGGCUAACUCCUUAUGAAACUAUGUUUGGGAGACCUUACAGGCUUCCUCAGUUCAAAAACACAUGGGAGAUCCCCGAGGAAGCCACGUUAGCUGAUUACAUGAGAAAAAUGUUGGAACGUCAAAAGAAUCUAACCAAUAACACUGAUGAUGAACCCAUUUCUCUGCAGGAAGACCCCAAAGUGGUACCGGGAGACUGGGUUUUGAUCAGGAGUAUCAAGAGGAAGAAUUGGCAUUCACCCAAGUGGGAAGGUCCCUUUUUGGUACUACUCACGACACCUAAUGCUUUAAAAAUAGCCGAACGCAACACGUGGAUUCAUUUAACUCAUUGUAAAAAAGUGAUCUCCGCAGACCCAACCUAAGUACGGAAGGUGAGCAAAGUCUGGUAAUAGUGCCUGAUCCUGGUGUCAAGAUCCAGGGUUGACACGAAAGCUAGCAGAAGAAUUCCAAGACACCAACCCGAAGCUCAGGGUGUUGACUCUGGGGAGAUCCAAAACAUGAGCAUCAGAGAGUCAUUUGGUGAGUGCUUUAAUCGGGCUGUAGCCUGCGCGAAGUCUACCAUGUGCUUUUGGUUGUUUUUGCUGGUUUGUGUUACCAUUAUAUUUUUUCCGGGGGUUACUUUAUCUGGAGGGAUAGAGUACCAUGAGCCUCGCACAUUAUUCUCUCAGGCGACUGCUAACGCUAAUUCUAGUCGAUGUGGCUCAUGGGGAGAACUUGCUAGACAUAAGCGCGACACUAAAUCCCCUUUUGGUCAUGUUGUUUGUGUUCCAGGAGCCGUCCGUGUUCCAACCUGUGUACCAUGGCUUUUGUCUUGGGCUUAUAAUAACUCAUUAAUGUUUACUGUGGCUCCUAACACAUCUUCUUCUAUUAUUUUACCUUUGAAAAGUUUGAAAGGGUUUCGUAAUGGUCGCCCCACUACUGGAGAUAGAUGGCUCGGGUAUUGGUGGUAUUUAACUGGCCACCCGGUUAACACCGGCUGGGGCACCCUUGUCACCACGCAAAUGCGAGGGUAUUGGCCCUCUGGUUCCAGUGACGAGGCUGUGUUCUUUGCUAAACGAGUGACUUUGAUAAAUCGGGGCCCCUUUUUUGCCCAUUGCUCGUUGUGAUAUUUGGUUUUGGUGUAAUAGUAACAAACUUUAUGAUAGGUUGCCUUUCAACAGCGCUGGAAUUUGCGCUUUGGUAACCCUAUUGCUACCUGUUUAUUUGAUACCGAUGUCCUCUUAUGAUCUAACGUCUUUUGCUAAGUCCGUAGUGCCCAAAUUCUGGCCGAGAACGAAACGAGACGCCGAAUGGCGGGGCACAGCUAAUCCAACCUACAUCGACGCCAUUGGUGUUCCUAGGGGAGUGCCGGAUGAGUAUAAGCUGGUGAAUCAGAUAGCAGCUGGUUUUGAAUCCGCCCUGUGUUGGUGGUGUACUCUUAACAAAAAUGUUGACAGGAUUAACUACGUCCAUUACAACGUGCAGAGGCUUGGAAACUGGACCGAGGCGGGUUUCAAGGCGGUCCACUCCCAACUGGCCGCUACUUCCCUCAUGGCUUUCCAGAAUCGAAUGGCCCUUGACAUGCUACUCUCAAGAGAGGGCGGUGUCUGCGCCAUGUUCGCUGAGACUUUCCCGUUGCUCCUAAGGGAUGACCUUUCGGUCGACGGGGGUUCCUUCUCUAUUGACGGCCCGGUCAGCGAAUCUGUUGUGGUAAACUUGUCCGAUUUGUUUUCUGACCCGGGCUUUGCCGAUUGUGACUCAGUUUCCUCCCGUGUGUAAGUUGGUUCCUGCGAAUUGUGAUCCCUGUGGCUGAAAAUCUUUUUGAAGUGGCCAUAUGGGUGAUGGGUUGGUCUCCGGGAACUUAUGAUAAACAGGGGGGAAUUGUUAGAUAAAUUGUAUAUAUAUGUUAUCAUGCGUUCCCUAAUGAGUACUUAUUAAUAAGUUAUUGCGCAGAAUGCUUGCUGUUUCGCCUUGCAGACGUCCACCAGUCCACAACAAGUCAUACGAUGCUGUCUGGGGCUUCCUGACCUUCUACACCUCUGGGAAUCCAAGAAAGUUGCUGAUAGCUCAAUCUACUCUGUUGAUGUCUGCACAUGGCAUUCUGUCCUUGCACUCCUUUCCCAUGGCGUCCUGUCUGUAACUACUUGUUUCACAUAGAAUACUUGUUUAUGUCCUUGCGCUCCUUUAUUUUCUCAUGAGACUAGGCCAUGCUUUCCCCCCCACCUGUUAGGGGCUGGUCUCACAUUGUAGGUAGGGCAUCCCGAAAUAAAAAGAGCGAGGGGUGUGACAGAUCUUUAGUGUUUUCUGGACUGCUGUAAGUCUGGUUGCACUCCUCGCGAGAAAAGACUCAA